UCUCAGAAAAAAAAAUUGUCUCUUCUUCUCUCUCCUUUUUCUCUGCUGAAACCGUAGGCCAACAAAGAGAUUGAAAUCCUUUUUUCGCAUCAUCUCAUCUUAACAAAGAAACCAAAUUUCCAUCUCCACAAAGGGUUGACCUUGAUCUCAAGCUCUCUGUUUUUUUUGCUUCUCGUAUCUGUUUGCUAUACAAAUCUUGACUUUGUGAUUUAGGUAAAGUGCACGAUCCCCAAGGACGAUGAACUCUUGUUGCCUACAUCGGGUUUACGGUUCAACACGACAAUGCUCGUGGACCCAUGAAAGGAGGAAGUAGAUAUCACCCCGAGGUUGAUCUCGAUGAAGUCAAUGCACUAGUUUAGCUCAUGAAUUGGAAGAUGGCUGUAGCUGACAUUCCAUACGGCGGAACAUCCGAACAUGGUGUCGUCUAUGCCACUGAAGCUGAAUACGGCAAAUCGAUUAGGGAGUUGACAUUUGUAGUUCAAGGUUUUGGGAAUGUUGGAACAUGGGCAGCCAAAUUGAUACACGAGGAAGGUGGAAAAGUGGUGUCACUUCUACCUCACUUAAAGAAGUGCAGGAAGCAUAAAGAUCUUUACCUGCUGAUGGUCAAGUCUCCUAGUGGAAUUUUAAGCUCACGUGAACAAAUACUUAGAAUGGUUGCGAAGUGCUUAGAGAUAUAGAGCUCCUCAAAAGCUGUAAUUAUUUAAUGAUCGGCCAAAGAAAAAGCAUAAAACAAAAGCUUAGAUGGUUGAAUAUGCCUUAAAAAAAUUGUUAUGUCUUAUUUAAGAAUGUUAUUUAAGGAUUUUGGUUUUUGUA
This is a messenger RNA of Brassica napus (rape), 813 nucleotides long. RefSeq names its product glutamate dehydrogenase B-like. The record is from RefSeq and is a predicted model, not a curated record. NCBI's taxonomy places the organism in Eukaryota, Viridiplantae, Streptophyta, Magnoliopsida, Brassicales, Brassicaceae. Bases 363 to 677 code for a protein of 104 amino acids. Gene Ontology annotation, cellular component: mitochondrion. The transcript is spliced from 4 exons. Gene Ontology annotation, molecular function: L-glutamate dehydrogenase (NAD+) activity. Gene Ontology annotation, biological process: L-glutamate catabolic process.